AUGGCACGGCACAGACGGGUGCUAGGACGCCGCGCUCCCCGCCCGGGCUCUGCCUCAGUCGCGUGUCCGCGACGGUCGACUACGCCGCGAUAUCGCGUCCGCGCGUCGUGUUCGACCGAACGCCGCGCCCUCAGCGUCCGGAGCGCGCACCGCCUUCUGAGUGCAGCCAGCGAUGAACGAACGUUGGUGGCUUGGUGCCCUUCCUUCAGCGCACCCGUAUUUGGUUGCCUUCGGUAA
Molecule: messenger RNA, 237 nt
Organism: Micromonas pusilla CCMP1545
Lineage: Eukaryota; Viridiplantae; Chlorophyta; Mamiellophyceae; Mamiellales; Mamiellaceae
Exons: 1
Coding region: 1-237 (78 amino acids)
Source: RefSeq, a predicted model, not a curated record